Molecule: messenger RNA, 938 nt
Organism: Sesamum indicum (sesame)
Lineage: Eukaryota; Viridiplantae; Streptophyta; Magnoliopsida; Lamiales; Pedaliaceae
Product: receptor-like cytosolic serine/threonine-protein kinase RBK2
Biological process (GO): protein phosphorylation
Molecular function (GO): protein kinase activity; ATP binding
Source: RefSeq, a predicted model, not a curated record
UUUCUAAAAUGGCGAGAAGAAAGAGCAAAAGUACUAGAGAAAAUGUGAAAAUCGAUAGAAACCUAAUCAAUUCAGCUUGGAGAACUUUUACCUCGGCUGACUUACAUACUGCAACAAACAACUUUAGCAAAGAAAAUCUAAUUGGAAAGGGUGGCUAUGCUGAAGUUUACAAAGGAUGUUUGCCAGAUGGACAACUUGUUGCCAUCAAACGACUCAACAAAGGAGUGUCGGAGGAGCAUGUAGUAAACUUUUUGUCUGAGAUUGGAAUAAUUGCACAUGUGAAGCAUCCUAACACUACAAAAAUGGUUGGUUAUGGAGUUGAAGGAGGGGUAUAUCUUGUUCUCCAGUUAUCAAAGUUUGGGAGUUUGAGUUCACUUCUUCAUAAUUCAACAAAAAAACUAGAUUGGAGAACAAGAUAUAAGAUAAUUCUCGGAAUAGCAGAAGGCUUAUUAUAUUUACAUGAAUAUUGUGAACGACGAAUUAUUCAUAGAGAUAUCAAAGCUGAUAAUAUCCUAUUAUCGGAAGAUUUCGAGCCUCAGAUCUGCGAUUUUGGGCUCUCAAAAUGGUUACCGAAACAAUGGUCCCAUAACAAUGCCACAAAAUUUGAAGGCACUUUUGGAUACUUUGCUCCUGAGUACUUUAUGCAUGGGAUCUUCGAUGAGAAAACCGAUAUAUUUUCCUUUGGAGUGUUACUUUUGGAGAUUAUAACUGGACGACCUGCAUUGGAUGAAUCAAAGAAAAGCCUUUUGCUUUGGGCAAAACCUUUGCUAGAUAGCAAUGCAAUUACGGAAGUUCUGGAUCCUUCUCUGAGUAACGAUUAUGAUCCAACAGAGAUGGGCCACGUAGUUUCAACUGCAACUAUGUGUACUGAACAAAGUCCAGUUCUUAGGCCCCGAAUGCACCAGGCAAGAUGCAAUUAUCUUUUUGUCAUACGAUAA